This is a messenger RNA of Pelodiscus sinensis (Chinese soft-shelled turtle), 846 nucleotides long. The record is from RefSeq and is a predicted model, not a curated record. Lineage: Eukaryota; Metazoa; Chordata; Testudines; Trionychidae.
AGGAGGGGCCCGGGUCUUGGUUCUGGCACAGCCGGUUGGCUCCCCAGCCUGCGGGGUGUCCUGGCUCCUACUGAGGAUCUCGUGGACUGGCGCAAGCCGCUGCUCUGGCAGGUGGGCCAUUUGCGGGAGAAGUACGACGAGUGGGUGCAUCAGCCUGUGGACCGGCCCAUUCGCUUGUUCCAUUCGGAUUUCAUCGAGUCCCUCUCUAAAACCGCCUGGCCACCUGGGUGGCCAGAGCAGGGGCUGCUAGAGGGGACUUGCCACACGCCUGGGAAGCCCGCAGCCAGGGCGAAUGCGGCCGGGCCAGGACGCGGCCCCGUCUCGCUGUCUGGGCAGCAGGGCCCGGCUGCUGACGGCUGCAUGUCUCCUUGUGCAGAGUAUUCCAUCCCCGUGCACAAACACGUCUUCCCCUUGCUCUUCAUGCUGGGCGUGCUCCUGUGGUCCCUGCUCGAGUACCUCAUCCACCGCUUCCUCUUCCACAUGAACCCGCCGGCCAGCAACUACUAUCUCAUCACGCUGCACUUCCUGCUGCACGGCCAGCACCACCAGUCUCCGUUCGACAGCUCCCGCCUGGUCUUCCCUCCCGUGCCCGCGUCACUGGUGGUUGGCGCUUUGUACGGCCUCCUGCAGCUCCUCCUGCCUGCGGUCGUGGGCACGUCCAUCUUCGUGGGCGGGCUGUUUGGCUACGUCGUCUACGACAUGACUCACUACUACCUGCACUACGGCUCGCCGGAGAAAGGCACCUACCUGUACGGGCUGAAGGCUUAUCACGUCAAGCACCACUUUGAGCACCAGAAGUCAGUCAGCAGGAGCGCCACGCCUGCGUGCGUCAGUCCGGAGUCCUAA